This is a messenger RNA of Symbiodinium sp. CCMP2592, 1680 nucleotides long. The record is from the annotation of a GenBank genome assembly. Lineage: Eukaryota; Dinophyceae; Suessiales; Symbiodiniaceae.
AUGUUGGAGGAUAUCACCACGUCCGAAGCUUUCAAGAACAAGAUGGAGCAGAUGCUUACGGCUUUCUCCAAGCACGAUGAGUGGCAUUACAUCAGCAUGGAUGCCACUCUCAAGUUGUGCAUGAAAAUCAUGGGACAGGCUCCUUACAGAGCUUCCAAGCAAGUUCGGAACGACGCUCCGUUCGGGGACGACGUGGCAUGGCGGCGGCUCUUGACCGUGCGGGGUCGCACCGGAGCUGUCCUUCUCAUGGAACCUCUUCCAAAGGAAUCAUCGGACUACAUCGUCGGCGCCAUCUCGGAUAACUUUUCGGAAGCUCAACUCGUCUCAGUGCACUAUGUAGGAACAGACAGUCCAUCGGAAAAGCUGUAUACAGAAUUACGGUCUGUAUGCCCGAAUUUGCGAGCGCUCAUGCUGGACCCCAUUCAUCUUGCCAUUGUAUAUGAGUACGGGUUCUGGAAUAAGAAGAGUCCUGGCUCCAAGAAGCUGCGACACAUCCUGCGAAAGUGCACGGCCGUCGACGAAAGGGUCGAUGCAAGACACUGGCUUGCAUUCUACGACGGUGCAAUGGCCAGGCCAUUGAACGAGGAGGAGGUGAAGUAUCGUGAUAUGAUAUUGGAUUUCUCCAUGUCAGAGCGUGACGCCAGCAGCAUCCUGGAUCAUGUACAAGAGGAUCAACCUUUCCUCCACAGACUUGAUUUCAUAAAAUCGAUUGCUGCCCUAUGCCGACGAUACAAAGGCGAGGUCGUCCGGAAGGCUCCUGGGCCUAACAAAGAAAUAUAUCGCAUUUUGUGGUCUGCGUGCGCACCAGAUCGGGUGGAAUGGCUGAUGAACAAUGUGAGAGUGCGGCACUCUAUGCAUGCAUCAUACUUAUGGUUCCUUCCGAGCGGCACUGCCAGUAAUGAGGCCUUGCACGCAGAAGUUAACUCAUGGACGCGGAGCAUUAACGUGAUGCACCGGUCCACACUCGCUUUGAAGCUUCGUUAUUUCAAGUAUAUCAAGAUGCUCACUCACUACCUCGCGACAGAGCAUCCUAUGUCGCAUGUGGUUAGUGCCAACAUGCUGAUAGGUAGAUCGCUGCAUGAGUCGCUGUGGAGCGUACCCGAAUGGGAUGCGUGGUGCAGCGAGCAGCACACGGAUGGAGUGCAGAGCAAAGCUCGACUUCAACUUGCCAAGUCCAGGCAAUCCGAAGUCAAAUUGGUGCGGAACUGGGCUAUGAAGACUAUGAAGAAGCCCGCUGCGAAAUCUUCCAAGCCUCAGAAGAGGAAACACUUUCAUGCCAAGUCUGCCUUCCUGGAGGUCCUGCAGCUCCUGAACCAGAUUGUGGGACUGCGCAGACUGCUUCACCUUGGCCAAGCCAACCUCUGGAUCUGUUCCUACGCCAUCCUGAUCUGCUUGAACUCCGUGGUGACCCCACUACUGCACCUGUCUUCAAGCGUGCAGCGCAACACGUUCUUUCUGGUGCUCUUCGAUGCGUUCGUCGAUGCCAUGUUCGGAGCGGUCUUGCCAGCUUGCAUGGUGGCAGAAGUUGCGUACAAAUACCAGAUGGGUAUCGAUUUCGAAUUUGUCCCACAUGACGCCAAGUUCGUGCAGGCGUUUCUGAUCGGAGGGCGGCUGGUGCCCACGUCGCCGCUACAACUCGUUGCCCUCAUUUGGCCUUACAUCUCCCUCUGGGUGACUUGA